Molecule: messenger RNA, 4916 nt
Organism: Coregonus sp. 'balchen'
Lineage: Eukaryota; Metazoa; Chordata; Actinopteri; Salmoniformes; Salmonidae
Source: the annotation of a GenBank genome assembly
AUGGAUGUGGCCACCAGUCCACUCACUAAGUCGGAGUGCUUUGAAUGCGAUUGGAUGAGCGUUGAAUGAGAAUUUGAUUCAUUUUGAUGCUAUGGCUGGGCCCCUCUGUGUGUCAGUGUUACUGAUGGAAAGAGACAGACAGGCAGCGAGCCUCUAUUCAACACCACCAUAGACAUUAGCAUAUCUCACAGAGGGUAACCAAACGACCUAGCCACCUGUAGCUGUUGUAGCCUGCCUGACUCAAUCACAGGACCCAUACACACAGACACACACACACACACAGAGAGAGAGUGUGGUGGCAGUGAAAGGUUUGUGCGCUACAUUGAGUUGGUGGCACCUUACUUGGAGAAGACAGGCUCGUGGUAAUGGCUGGAGCGGAAUAAGUGGUAUUGUAUCAAAGACAUCAUUUUUUAUACCAUUCCAUUCGCUCCGUUACAGCCAUUAUUAUAAGCCGUCCUCUCCUCAACAGCCUCCUGUGGUGUGUGUGUGUGUGUGUGUGUGUUAGAGAGAGAGAGAGAGAGAGAGAGAGAGAGAGAGAGAGAGAGAGAGAGAGAGAGAGAGAGAGAGAGAGAGAGAGAACGAGAGAGAGUUUUAUAUUAUCAGCUAUCAGUGUUUUAGCAAUGUGCAAAUAGUUGUAGUACGAAUAGUGGGGGAAGAUAAAUUAACAGAUAAAUAUUGGUGGUAUUUACAAUGUUGUUUGUGCUCAACUGGUUGCCCUUUUCUCAUGGCAACGGGCCACAAAUCUUGCUGCUGUGAUUGAACAUUGAGGUAUUUCGCCUAACAGAUAAGGGAGUUUAUCAAUGUUAGAUUUGUUUUCAAAUUCUUUGUCUGUGUGAUCUGUGGUAAAGAUGUAUCACUAAUGUGGUCAUACAUUUGGCAGAAGGUUAGGAAGUGCAGCUCAGUUUGCACUUCAUUUUGUGGACAGAGGGCACAUAUCUAGUCUUCUCUUGAAAUCCAGGUCUGCCUAUGUCGACCUCUCUCAAUAGCAAGUCUAUGCUUACUGAGUCUGUACAUAGCAGUGGUGGAAAAAGUUCCCAAUUGUCAUACUUGAGUAAAAGUAUAGAUACCUUAUUAGAAAGUUACUCAAGUAAAAGUAAAAGUCACCCAGUAAAAUACUACUUGAGUAAAAGUCUAAAAGUAUUUGGUUCUAAAUAUACUUAAGUAUCAAAAGUAAAUGUAAUUGCUAAAAUAUGCUGAAGUAUCAAAAGUAAAAGUAAAAGUAUAAAUCAUUUCAAAUUCCUUCUAUGAAGCGAAGCAGGCUGCACCAUUUUCUUGUUUUAAACAUUUAUGGAUAGCCAGGGACACACUCCAACACUCAGACAUCAUUUACAAAAGAUGCAUUUGUGUUUAGUGAGUCUGCCAGAUCAGAGGCAGAAGGGAUGACCAUUUGUUGUCUUGAUAAGUGCAUGAAUUUGACCAUUUUCCUGUCUUGCUAAGCAUUCAGAAGUCCUUUUGGGUGUCAGGUAAAAUGUAUGAAGUAAAAAGUACAAUAUUUUCUUUAGAAAUGUAGUGAAGUAAAAGUAAAAGUUGUCAAAAAUAGAAAUAGUAAAGUAAAGUACAGAUACUACAAAAAACUACUUAAGUAGUACUUUAAAGUAUUUUUACUUAAGUACUUUACAUCACUGGUACGUAGUCUUAAUUUUGAGUCAGUCAAUGUGAUCAGGUAUUCUGCCACUGUGUCCUCUCUGUUAAGGGCCAGAUAGCAUUCCAAUUUGCUCUGUUUUUUGGUUGAGUCUUUCCAUUGUGCCAUAUAGUUAUCUUUCUGUUUUCUCAUGAUGUGGUUUGGGUCUAAUUGUGUUGCUGUCCUGGGGCUCUGUGGGGUCUGUUGGUGUUUGUGAACAGAACCCCUGAACCAGCUGGCUGAGGGGACUCUUCUCUAUGUUCAACUCUCUGUAGGUGAGGACUUUGUGUUGCAAUGUGUGGAUAUCACUUCCUUUUAGAUGGUUGUAGAAUUUAACAGCUCUUUUCUGGAUUUUGAUAACUAGCGGGUAUUGUCCUAAUUCUGCUCUGCAUGCAUUGUUUGGGGUUUGCGUUGGACACAAAGUAUAUUUUUGUUGAAUUCUGCAUGCAGAGUCUCAAUUGGGUGUUUGUCCCAUUUUGUGAAUUCUUGAUUGGUGAGUUGACUCCAGGCCUGACAACCAUAGAGGGCAAUGGGUUCUAUAACUGAUUGAGGUAUUUUUUGCCAGAUCCUAAUUGGGAUGUCCAGUUUUAUGUUCCUUUUGAUGGCAUAGAAGGCCCUUCUUGCCUUGUCUCUUAGAUCGUUCACAGUCUUGUGGAAGUUACCUGUGGUGUUGAUGUUUAGACCGAAGUAGGUAUAAUUAUUUGUGUGCUCUAGGGCAACAGAGUUGAGAUAGAAUUUGUAUUUUUUGUCCUGGCAACUGGACCUUUUUUGGAACACCAUUAUUUUUGUCUUACUGAGAUUUACUGUUAGGGCCCAAGUCUGACAGAAUCUGUGCAGAAGAUCUAUGUGCUGCUGCAGGCCCUCUUUGGUUGAGGACAGCACCAGAUCAUCAGCAAACAGUAGACAUUUGUACAGUAAGCAUUGUUGUUCACUAGUUUACUCCAAGUAGGGAAAGGGUGGCGGGGUUGGAAAGUAAUAAAGGGGAAUAUAUAUAUAUUUUUUUUUAAGGAUAUGUAUGUAUAUAUAUAUGUAUGUAUGUAUGUAUGUAUGUAUGUAUGUGGGUAUGUGUGUGUGUGUGUGUAUGUGUGUAUAUGUGUAAAAAAAUUAAUAUAUAAUAACAAUAAUAAUAAUAAUAAUAAUAAUAAUAAAACAGUAGACAUUUCAUUUCCGAGUCCAGUAGGGUGAGGACGGGUGCUCCAGACUGUUUUGGUGACCUUGCCAAUUCAUUGAUAUAAAUGUUGAAGAGCGUGGGUCUCACCCUGCGGCCCUGAGGAAAGAAAUCUGUGUGUGUAUUGCCAAUUUGAACUGCACAUUUGUUUUUUGUGUGUAUUGCUUUUACAAUGUAAUAUGUUUUUCUCCCAAUUCUGCUUUCCAUCAAUUUGUAUAGCAGACCUUCAUGCCAAAUUGAGUCAAAAUAUUUUUUAAACAAAGCAUGAGAAAACUUUGCUUUUGUUUUGUUUUAUUUAUUUGUCAAUAAGGGUGGGCAUGGUGUAUACGUGGUCUGUCGUACGGUAUUUUGGUAAGAAGCCAAAUUGACAUUUGCUCAGUACACUGAAGAAAUGUUGGAGAUUAUACUGCAGAGAUGAUUAUACUGCAGAGGAAUUGAAUUUGUAUAUUUUCUCAUUUUGUUUAUAAUACAUUUACAUUUACAUUUUAGUCAUUUAGCAGACGCUCUUAUCCAGAGCGACUUACAGUUAGUGAAUACAUAUUUUUUUUUAAUACCAUCAACACCACAGGCCUUUUGGGGUUGGAGGGUUUCUCUCUCUUCUAUCUCCUCUUCCUCUAGAUCUCUAUCAUCUCUCUCGCUAUAUAGGCUCCUCUCUCGCUCUCUCUAGAUGUCUCUCAAUAUCGUCGUCCUCGAUUGAGAUCGAAGAUCUUUUCUCCUCUCCUUCUCUCUCUAGCUCCUAUCUAUCGUCUCUCUAUCUCUCUCUAUCUCUCUUCUCUCUCUUCUCUCUCUCUCUCUCUCUCUCCCUCUCUGCCUGCCUCUCUCUGCCUCAGGGAGUGUCUACCAGAGAGGGUGAGGUGGGGGGGAAGAAUCUCUUCCCCCUCUCAGGACCUCCUCCUGGUCUUUGAUUGGCUGAGGUAGCGCUGUGUGGGGCCAGUGGGAGGCAGUCUGCUAGGAGGCCUGACAGCAUACAGGGAGAAACUAUCCCACUAGCUGGUAUACUGUAGCUGCUCCACACACACAGAGAGAGCAGGAGAGAGGUGGAGGUAGAGACAGAGGAAGAGACAGCUGUGGAGUGAGAUAGAGAGAACUGCAGGGAGAGAGCAAGAGAGAGAUAGAGUUAGAGUUUGACAGAGAGUUAGACAGAGGGAAAGGAGGCGCACACAGCACUCACCCUCCACUCACCCCUCGUCUUACCCUCGACCCUUGUCUCCCUUCUUACGACCACGUGAGACAGAGACACACAGCUCUACCAGCGCGGGGAGAAGAGGACUGGACACACACUAACACAAUCAUUUUCUCUCUGUUGAAAGAAGACAGGAAUACACACUUUCUUUUUGUUUUGUGUCUCCGCUUCUGCUCUCGUUCUUGGACAGGAAAAAGGAUUCUAGUUUGUUUCUUCAGCACAAAGAGUUUUCCUUUAUCCUCCAGAAGCCCUGAGUCACGUUGGACCUCCUUUCUUUCUCCCUCCGAGAGCUCAGAGCAACAUGGCACAGGGACAAAAGAACCACAGCCACAGCAGGCAGCAGCGGAGGGGACCCCUACUCACUAACCCCUUCUCCACCAUGGCACUAUCUCUCUCACUGUCCCUCCUCCUCCUCCUCCUCCUCCUCACCUCCCCCGCCUCGGCCGCCGACGAAUACGACUACUACAGCUGGCAAUCGGACAACUUCCACAACGGCCGCUUCUACACCAAGGAGCCGCAGUGCGUGGACAUCCCCGCCGAUUUACGCCUCUGCCACAACGUGGGCUACAAGAAGAUGCGCCUGCCCAACCUGCUGGACCACGAGACCAUGCCCGAGGUCAAACAGCAGGCAGGUAGCUGGGUGCCGCUUCUUGCCAAGCGGUGCCACGCGGAUACGCAGGUGUUCCUGUGUUCCCUGUUCGCCCCUGUGUGUCUGGACAGGCCCAUCUACCCGUGUCGUUCACUGUGUGAAGCCGUGAGAGACAGCUGUGCCCCCGUUAUGGAGACAUACGGGUUCCCCUGGCCGGAGAUGUUGACCUGCGAAAAGUUUCCUAUUGAUAAUGAUCUGUGUAUCCCCAUACAGUUUGCUGGGAACCAGGCCACACCGGCUCCAGGUAAGAUCACACACACCUUAUUCACAACCCUAUUUAGAGACCGUAUACUAA